GCUCAUUGAGAGUCUGGCAGCGCCGGGCAACUGGGCCCAGGCUGAGCGCAGCGUCGGGUACGCACCGGGAGGGGACACGGCGCGGCGAGAACUGGGUCGCAGGUUCCGACCAGUCGGCCCCCAAACAGGCCCCUUGCCCCGAUUUCCGACUGGAGAGUUGAAGUGCUCUGUGUUCUGAGGGGGUCCGGAAGUUCGGACAUGGUGACUGAAGGAGGGUGACGUGGUCAGAUAAGGGGCCGAGGGCAAGGGGAAGAGGCCAAGAGUGCCGGCCGGCAUCGCGAACAGAGCUGGGAGGCGCGUGCAGCGCCAGCGGAGGAGGAAGAUCCCGGAGCCCACGGUCCUGCCAUGGAGCUGCGCUCGGAGCUGCCUAGCGUGCCCGGCGCGGCGACAGGGGCGGCGACAGCGACAGGGCCGCCUGUAGCGUCAGUGGCGUCGGUGGCCGCGGCCGCGGCCGCCGCCGCGUCUCUUCCGGUGAGUGUGGCCGGAGGUUUGCUGCGGGCGCCGCCGCUGCUGUUGCGGGCAGCAGAGAAGUACCCUCGGACCCCCAAGUGCGCGCGUUGCCGUAACCACGGCGUGGUGUCUGCGCUCAAGGGCCACAAGCGCUACUGUCGCUGGAAGGACUGCCUGUGCGCCAAGUGCACGCUCAUCGCCGAGCGCCAGCGCGUCAUGGCGGCCCAGGUGGCGUUGCGCAGGCAGCAGGCGCAGGAGGAGAACGAGGCGCGGGAGCUGCAACUUCUCUACGGCACUGCAGAGGGUCUGGCGCUGGCCGCUGCCAACGGCAUCAUCCCACCACGGCCCGCCUAUGAGGUCUUUGGCUCAGUGUGCGCCGCCGACGGCGGGGGGCCGGGAGCUGGAGCGCCCGCGGGGACCGGAGGUGGCGCCGCGGGUGCAGGGGGCGCAGAGGCCAAGUUGCAGAAGUUUGACCUGUUUCCCAAGACGCUGCUUCAGGCCGGCCGCCCAGGCAGCCCGCAGCCGCAGCCAGUGAAGCCCUUAUCGCCCGACGGCGCGGACUCGGGUCCCGGGACGUCAUCCCCGGAGGUGCGACCCGGCUCAGGUUCGGAGAACGGCGACGGCGAAUCCUUUUCGGGGUCGCCUCUGGCCCGGGCCUCCAAGGAGGCAGGUGGCAGCUGCCCGGGUAGCGCGGGCCCUGGUGGUGGCGGCGGAGGCGAGGAGGACAGCCCAGGCUCCGCCAGCCCUCUGGGCUCGGAAUCUGGUUCCGAGGCUGACAAAGAAGAGGCGGAGGCCGCGCCAGCUCCAGGGCUGGGCGGAGGCCCCGGUCCACGGCAGCGGACGCCGCUGGACAUCUUGACGCGCGUCUUCCCGGGCCACAGACGAGGCGUCCUGGAGCUGGUGUUGCAGGGCUGCGGCGGCGACGUGGUGCAGGCUAUCGAGCAGGUGCUGAACCACCACCGCGGAGGCCUGGCGGCUGGCCUGGGCCCCACUGUGUCCCCGGAUAAGGCUGCAGUGGGCGCGGCCGCAGCCGCGGACGACGCGUGGCCGGGCCGCGUCGACGCCGCGGCCGCCGGAGGCCCCGGUCUGCCCUCCCCACUGCAAGCGGGGCCCGCCGCACCCCCGCACCACAGACCCUUGCUGGCCGGCGCUAUGGCGCCCGGGGCGCUGGGCUCUCUGAGCAGUCGCUCGGCCUUCUCGCCACUGCAGCCCAAUGCCAGUCACUUCGGCGCUGAGGCGGGCGCCUACCCGCUGGGCGCGCCGCUGGGCCUCAGCCCGCUGCGCCUGGCCUACUCAGCGGCGGCGGCGCACAGCCGGGGCCUGGCCUUCAUGGCGCCCUACUCCACCGCGGGCCUGGUGCCCACGCUCGGUUUCCGCCCGCCCAUGGACUACGCUUUCAGCGAUCUCAUGCGCGACCGCUCGGCUGCUGCGGCCGCGGCUGUGCACAAGGAGCCGACCUAUGGAGGCGGCCUGUACGGGCCUAUGGUCAACGGCGCCCCGGAGAAGCAGUAGGGCGAGAGGCCCCAAGAACCGGCGGCCCCGAGCAUUAAUCCCGACCUUUUCCCCAGGCCGCCGGGCUCUCUUUGUCCGGCGCGCUCUCUGCGCCCUGACUGGCGUCCUCCCGCCCCGAGAUGGUUUUUCGGUUUUGUUUUAGAGGUGGGUGGUGAGUGUUGAGCUCCCGGUGCAGGUGUUCUCGGAAGGGGUGAGAGGUCUGGAUCUUCAUCGUGCCUUGGGCCACCUCCCCAAGGCUCAGCCCAUUUUUUCAAAAGGCCGGGAUUCCUGAGAAUUCCGAGGGCCGCUACCGUGCCGGCUCCUGCUGCUCGUUUAGCUACGCUCCUCCCGCCAGCCCGAGCUCUCAGUCCGAUGGCAGGAUAAUUGAGAGUCCCUUCUGUGUCUCCAGUCCCCCUUUAAUUUUUUUUUAAAAUAUACGCUCUAACAAAUAUAAAUUUAGGAUGCAUACAUCUCUUGGCACUGAGUCGAGUCUUUGGGACACACAUAUAUAUCGAUAUCAACUGUAAAAAAAAAAAAAAAAGGAAACAAGUUCUAAGGUGCACUUUCUUCGUUGAGGUAUUUGUCGCUCUCUUUGUUGCUUAUGCCGAAAAGCAUGGGUUUCCUUGGUGCAGUGUGAGUUUUUAUAUAUGUAUAAAUCUAUAUAUAAUCUAUACAUAUAUAUAUACAAGCCAGUGUAUAAUGUUAUAAAAUGAAAUUCUAAGUUAUUAAUUGUAAUCUGUAGGUGACCUCGGUAUUAACGUGAAAAACAUUCAAAAACAAGCAAAAAAAAAAGACAAAAUGGAAAAAAAUUAGACUAUUUGCGCAUUGUACUUACCAGGUUUUAUAGAUUAAAUAUAAAGUAAACUCGGGAGGAAUCCUGCCCAUCCGACCCUGCCUGCGGUCCUUCUCUCUCUACUGAGCGGUCAAGGUGCGCCCUGAAGCAGUAACAGAGCGACGCGUGACUGAGCCGAAGCGCCCGCUCGCAGGCCCAUCCUCCCGGGAUCGCCAAUCGCCCUGGUCGCGGGGCCCGCAGCGAGACGCUGCUGCAGAGAACUCACUUUGUGCUUUCCUUUGCAUAGGUAUGAACUAGAAAUAAAUGUUAUUUUCUAAGAAAA
Molecule: messenger RNA, 3056 nt
Organism: Castor canadensis (American beaver)
Lineage: Eukaryota; Metazoa; Chordata; Mammalia; Rodentia; Castoridae
Source: RefSeq, a predicted model, not a curated record